Pteropus alecto (black flying fox) is the source of this 5157-nucleotide messenger RNA. RefSeq names its product YTH N6-methyladenosine RNA binding protein 3 (gene YTHDF3). Gene Ontology annotation, cellular component: cytoplasm. Gene Ontology annotation, molecular function: mRNA binding; N6-methyladenosine-containing RNA reader activity. Lineage: Eukaryota; Metazoa; Chordata; Mammalia; Chiroptera; Pteropodidae. The coding region runs from base 216 to 2057 and encodes 613 amino acids. The record is from RefSeq and is a predicted model, not a curated record. The transcript is spliced from 8 exons. Gene Ontology annotation, biological process: mRNA destabilization.
GGCGGCAGGGGCGGCGGCGGCGGCAGCAGCAGCAGCAGCAGCAGCAGCAGCAGCAGCAGCUCUCGGGUUGCGGUGAAGAAUGUCAGCCACUAGCGUGGAUCAGAGACCUAAAGGGCAAGGAAAUAAAGGUGGGAAAACAUGAUGCACAGAUCUGUUGACUUUCCUAACUUGAUGUAGUCAGACCAGAGCAAAGAAUCACCUGGCUCCUAAGGCCCAUGUUCUAUCUUGAUUUGACUCUGCUUCAUAGAGCAGAGGAAACAGGCGAAGACUCAUUUUCAGUACAAAACGGUUCGAUUCAUCAAAAAGAUGCUGUAAAUGAUGAUGAUUUUGAGCCAUACUUAAGUAGCCAGACAAAUCAGGGGCUUAGAAGAAUGAUUAUUUGGCAUUCCACAGAGGUGCUUCAGAGUAACAGCUAUCCGCCAAUGUCAGAUCCAUACAUGCCUAGUUACUAUGCUGCAUCCAUUGGAUUUCCAUAUUCUCUUGGGGAAGCAGCAUGGUCCACGGCUGGAGACCAACCUAUGCCAUAUCUGACAACCUAUGGACAAAUGAGUAAUGGAGAACAUCAUUAUAUACCAGAUGGUGUGUUUGGUCAACCUGGGGCAUUAGGAAAUACCCCUCCAUUUCUUGGUCAGCAUGGAUUUAACUUUUUUCCUGGUAAUGCUGAUUUCUCUACAUGGGGGACAAGUGGAUCUCAGGGACAAUCAACACAAAGUUCUGCUUAUAGUAGCAAUUAUGGCUAUCCACCUAGUUCUCUUGGGAGAGCUAUUACUGAUGGACAGGCUGGAUUUGGCAGUGAUACUUUGAGUAAGGUGCCCGGCAUUAGCAGUAUUGAGCAAGGCAUGACCGGACUGAAAAUUGGUGGUGACCUGACAGCUGCAGUGACAAAAACUGUAGGUACAGCCUUGAGCAGCAGUGGUAUGACGAGCAUUGCCACCAAUAGUGUGCCCCCAGUUAGCAGUGCAGCACCUAAACCAACCUCCUGGGCUGCCAUUGCCAGAAAGCCCGCCAAACCUCAGCCGAAACUUAAACCCAAGGGCAAUGUUGGAAUUGGGGGUUCUGCUGUGCCACCACCUCCUAUAAAACACAACAUGAAUAUUGGAACUUGGGACGAAAAGGGGUCUGUGGUAAAGGCUCCACCAACCCAACCAGUUCUGCCUCCUCAAACUAUAAUCCAGCAGCCUCAGCCAUUAAUUCAACCACCACCAUUGGUGCAAAGCCAACUGCCUCAACAGCAGCCUCAGCCACCACAACCACAGCAGCAACAAGGACCUCAGCCACAGGCCCAGCCUCACCAAGUGCAGCCCCAACAGCAACAGCUGCAAAACCGCUGGGUAGCGCCUCGGAACAGGGGAGCUGGCUUCAACCAGAACAAUGGAGCAGGCGGUGAAAACUUUGGUUUAGGUGUCGUUCCUGUAAGCGCUUCACCUUCUAGUGUGGAAGUGCAUCCAGUGCUGGAAAAGCUAAAGGCCAUAAACAACUAUAAUCCCAAAGACUUUGACUGGAACCUGAAGAAUGGACGCGUGUUUAUAAUUAAGAGCUAUUCUGAGGAUGACAUUCACCGUUCCAUUAAGUACUCUAUCUGGUGUAGUACUGAGCAUGGUAACAAGCGUUUGGAUGCAGCUUACCGUUCCUUGAAUGGGAAAGGCCCACUCUAUUUACUCUUCAGUGUGAAUGGCAGUGGACAUUUUUGUGGAGUGGCUGAAAUGAAGUCUGUUGUGGACUAUAAUGCAUAUGCUGGUGUCUGGUCUCAGGAUAAGUGGAAGGGCAAAUUUGAAGUUAAAUGGAUCUUUGUCAAAGAUGUUCCCAAUAAUCAGUUGCGGCAUAUUCGCUUAGAAAAUAAUGACAACAAACCAGUUACCAAUUCAAGGGACACUCAAGAGGUACCCCUAGAAAAAGCUAAGCAAGUGCUUAAAAUAAUUGCUACUUUCAAGCAUACCACCUCAAUCUUUGAUGACUUUGCACAUUAUGAAAAGCGUCAAGAAGAGGAGGAAGCCAUGCGUAGGGGUAACCCUUACUCUGAAUUUGCUUCCUGCCUAUUCUUCAUACUCCUCAGGUGAUAAAGAUCAUUGAGUCGUGUUCAUCAAAGCUCAGAGAGAAAUAGAAACAAACAAUAACUGUAUGAAGAUGUCCUGUUAGAAUUACAACACUAAUGAAGUAGACUCUGGAAAUGCCUAAUAAGUCAAAGAAGACGUUAUUAAAGCUUUUUUUCUGCUUAAGGUGACAUCUUUGAACUCUUUAACACAGAAUUGACUCUUGUAAUGGUUAUCAUCAGCGCAUCUGCCCUUAUACUCUCACCAAACACACUUGAGAACUGUAACUUCGUCAAGCACUUUCUGUCCUGAAGCUUUUACCAGUAUCUGCUGUCUUUUGUAAUUAUGCAUCCUAGCUAAGGCACAGAAGACUGAAUGAAUGCAAGGAUUCAUUAACUCUUUGAAUUUGUUAAAUACUAACAGUUAACCAUUAGAAGUGGUUCAAUGAUGUAAGAGUCACACUGCUUCAACUUUUUCUUUGUUGUAGUUUUUAAAUUGUCGAUUUUUAGCUAUUUGACAGAUUAAAAGCAAAAUAAUCAUGCCACAUUUAGUCCUGGAGUUCAAGUCUAAAUGUUUAUGUGAAAAAUUAUUGUAGUAAACUUUUAAUAUGGCAAAGCAACCUUAAGCUCUAUUUUAGCCAAAUAAAACAUAAUCUGAGAUUAUAUUAGAACAUUUCCCUUGUCUUCAAACUGUUUGGUGUAACAGAAUAUUGAUAUGCAGCUUGGUGGACUUCACCAGUUAAUGCACAUUCUUCUCCCCUCUUUCCCCCAAUAACAUGUAUACUGAAAAAUGUGCAUUUGUCUGAGGAAUUAUUUUAUUUGCUACCACUUAAUGAAUCUCAAAAUUUUGAGUAAAUGUACCUCAGUCUAAUCAGACUUUUUAUGACCUUUAUAACUACAUUUAAAACCCUUAAUUCCUGUUUCUGGGUGUUUGCGAGCCUGAUUGCUAUCAUGAAGUAAAAAUUUAUUACUGUAGGUAUUCACUAGCUAAAUAAACAUAGUUCUUGUUUAGCAAGCAUAUACUGUUCCUCAACUCUUCUCCAGCUUUUGCAGUGUCCUGGCAUCCUUAAAAUACUUUGAAAAUAUGGCCUUGAUCCAUGGAUUAAAUCAGUAAGUGAAUGUGUUGAUGUUUUAUUGAUCAGAUCUAUAUAAAUGGGAAUACAGCAUAUAUCUGGGUAUUCUUAUAGUUAUCUAACAUCUUUUUUUUCAUUAAUUACAUAUCAACAUUAAUUUUGUAUCUUGAAACAAAUUGAUUUUGUAUAAUUGUGUCAAGCGUCUGUAUUAACUGAUUUGAUGGCAUAAGGUUAUGAAGAUAAUGUAUUGCCCCUUAUAUUACUGUUCUAAAAGGAGAAAGCUAUGUAGAAAGAUACGAUAAGGGUGAAAAUAGCAAUACAGUAGAUUUGAAUACCUUGGUGUUUUGCAUUACUCCAUUUAUGUUUACAUCAUGUUUAGAAAUGUUUUCAUUUACAUUUACAUCUUUGGUCACUUCAAUUCAAAAAUUUAGUGACAUUUCUUUGAGGCUUUCAUUUAUAUAAAAUUUUUGUACAAUGUUUUCUUAAAAUGUACAGAUACUGUAUUCAAAUGAAAUAAAAUACAGUAUUUGUAGAUAAUCGUAGCUACUUCACAGGUCUUUGGUAGUCCCGUUGUAGUUAUAUCAGUGUUUACUGAAGGGAACAUUAAAAUAUUAAUGGUAUAUUAUAAAAUAAAAACUUUCUUAAAGGAAAGUUGCACCUGUUUUACCUUUUUAAGAGUAAGCCAUGAAAUCUUGUAACAUGUCUCUUAACUAUUUAUAAUGAAAAUUGGCAUUUGGGUAUAGUAACCACAGAAAUGUUCUACAUCCCUAAGAUUGUGUAGGUAGGACACGUCAAAGAUGACUUGUCAGUCCGAAGGGCCUAUUAGAGAAAAGCGUGAAGGGGUGACCUCGUAGAAAGGAUCUGAGUCCUCGCUGUGAGGUUCUCUUUUUCUUGGUGCUUCAUUAGCAACUCUGAAUAUUUUUAUAAAACUAGUUAUAUUAUAAAUGGAUUGAAACUUUAAUUUGCGUUUGGUUUCUGUGUAAGAAGUAUCACAGAAACACUCAGCAAGCAGGCUGAUUGCGGUAGCGGACUCAGCAAUGUCCAGCGGAGCGGUCUGUCCGUCGUGAGCAGUACAUCCCAGUGCCUUUAACCUGGGUCUCUAAUAUUAAGUGAAAUGGGUGCAGCAUUCCUUUGGAAAUAAAAACUAUCUUUUCAAUCGGUAAUUUUUUUUCUCAUUUAAGUCUUCUUUAGAGCACCUACUUUAUCUUCCUCCUUGGUCUUUCAGUGUAUUGCAAAAUGUUUUUCCUCUAAAUGAAAUUAUCGCAGGUUGUCUCAAUAGCACAACUGUUUCUUAACUGUAGGGACAAAAAGGGAGAGAACCUGUGCUAUAUAGCAGGAGACAUAUAAUCAGAUAUUUGAAUCAUCACAAAGACACCAUUGGCCCAGUAAGUUUCUUGCUUAAUGUUUUUCCAAGAUCUGGUUUGAAUGUUUCUUAUUAAAGUUAUCAUGUGGGUAUUUUAUUUUGAAAGGUAUUAUAGUUUGUAUAUUUAACAGUAAGGGGGAAAAUGUAACCAAAAUUAGUAUUCUUUCUCUAUACAUAUUGGUACUUGAAGAUUCCUUUCAUAAGAAACCCCGGCCUUUUCCUCAUUUCAAUACUUAAUUCCUCAUUUUAACUUAAGUGAUCUUUCUAAUUCAAAAGCUGUGUUCUUUUCGAAUACCAUGCAUGGAGGUUAAGCUGAUGUUAAAGCAGUUUGCAAUAAAAAAAAAGAAUCAGCUUAAGUCAUUUAAUCAUUUCAAGUGCAUUCUGCAUCCUAUAAAAAUAAGUUUGAGAAAUUUAAGAAAAUUGUGUUUUCAUUAAGUUUUGCAUAUCUUUUGUUAUGCCAUGUAAAUUCCCUUCUUUUUUGUAUGAUUAAAGAAAGGUUAUGAUAAAAUGAUUAGUUCAUUUACAGUCACUUGUAGCAAUUACAUGAGAAUUUGAAUUUUGUCGUGUUUGGGUUUGUUCAUUCCUGUGAAUGAUGGUACAGUUAGGUGAGAUUUUUUUUUUUGUUAUGGUACCCAAACUCACCAUUUGGUCCUCUUUAAUCUUUGAGGGUUUCAAUAAAAAUUGUUCACUCA